AUAACUUCCUCCGCCUUCGACGUUAUGCUAUUCUCUAAAACAAAAAUAAUUCCUCUCCUUUUUGAACAUUUUGCCAAAACAAUAUCAAUGCAAUUAUAAAACAGGCUGGACUGUUAUAGUUUAUUCGCCAAUGUUACUAAACGGGACAAAGGCGAACAUUUUAGCCCGCAAGUGUAUUUUUUGUCCGACAGACGGCGUCCGUGCAACUUCAUGGCCUGGCAACCGCCGAGGAAGAAAACAAAGACACGGAAAUGGCAGAAAUAAACAAGACUACAGACAUGCUACCGAUGGAAUAAAAAGGCUCAAUUACCUGACAAUUGGGUGAGGCCGCAAGAGAUAUGUCAUCUGAGGAGCAUGGCGAUGGACAAAACUGUCAACCUGUGGCCGUGGCGCCCGAAAGAAUGACGACCGGAAAAGACGAGGAGAACCAGCAUGCGGUCAAGCCGAUGAGCGGCGGCGACGCAUGUGCCAGCACAACUGCCAAAAACUUGGCUUUGCUUAAAAAGCACUCACUGGAUGUCAAGUUUGAUGUGGGCGAGGAGUACGAUAUUAUCGAAACCAUCGGCACAGGUGCCUACGGCGUCGUGUCGUCUGCCAGGAGACGAGACAAUGGCCAGCAGGUGGCGAUAAAGAAGAUUUCCAAUGCCUUCGAAGUGGUGACAAAUGCCAAGCGCACCUUGAGGGAACUGAAAAUUCUCAAGCACUUCAAACAUGACAACAUCAUCGCCAUCAAAGACAUCCUGCAGCCUAACCUUCCUCACUCAGCCUUCAAGUCGGUGUAUGUGGUGCUGGACCUCAUGGAGAGCGACUUGCACCAGAUCAUCCACUCUGCCCAAGCGCUCACCCCGGAGCACACUCGCUAUUUCUUGUACCAGCUUCUCCGCGGCCUUAAGUACGUGCACUCUGCCAACGUCAUCCACCGAGACCUCAAGCCCUCCAACCUGCUGGUGAACGAGAACUGCGAGCUAAAAAUCGGCGAUUUCGGCAUGGCCAGGGGUCUGAGCUCGCACCCGGAGGAAUCGCACUCCUUCAUGACUGAAUACGUAGCCACCAGAUGGUAUCGAGCGCCCGAGCUGCUUCUCUCCUUGAAUCACUACACUUUGGCCAUCGACAUGUGGUCCGUGGGCUGCAUCUUUGCCGAAAUGUUGGGGCGAAAGCAGCUUUUUCCCGGCAAGCACUACGUCCACCAGCUCCAGCUCAUUUUGUCCGUGUUGGGCACCCCACCCAAGGGGCUAAUUGGUGCCAUCAGAGCCGACAGGGUGCGCGCGUACGUUCAGAGUCUCCCGUGCCAAUCCGCGGUACCCUUGGCCAAGCUGUUCCCCCAAGCGGAGCCGAGGGCUUUGGACCUGCUCGCGUCCAUGCUCCGCUUCGACCCGCGUGAGCGAAUCAGCGUGACCCAAGCGCUGGAACAUUCGUAUCUAGCCAAGUACCACGAUCCCGACGACGAGCCCAUUUGCGUGCCGGCCUUCGACUUUGAGUUUGACAAGCUUCCCAUGAGUAAGGAGCAGAUCAAAGAGGAGAUUCUCAUGGAGAUCCAGGACUUUCAAAGGACCAAGCAGGCCACGCGUCAGAGGCUUCAGUUCAGGCCCUUGGCGAGGGCCAAUGGGGGUGGAGCCCAGUGCGUCGCUCAGGUUUCCUCGACCAGCCUGAGCGAGUCCACGCAGGUUCCCGGCAAACGCAACCAGAACUCCACACAAACGAGAGAGACAGAGUCCACUCUGCAACGAGGACCGGUCGAAGUGAACCGGACCUUUACGUACGCCUGUAACAAAGACGAUGUUCUGCUACCGUGCCUCACUAAAAGCGAAAGCGGCCCGGUCGACGUGGACAUGCCCAGCGCCAACUCGGACAACGGCCAACCGGAGACCAUCGAUUUAACCACACCCGUGUCCGGUCACGACGUUGAACCCAUGCGGGACAACGAAGGGCAGGAAAGCAGGCUGCCAUCCAAACAGAACCGGAACCAGUCUCCUUCCUCCUUGACACCUUUAGCCAGCACCGUGCCUUCUUUGUCGCUGUCGGCCACCCAAGCUCAGUCACUGUCGCACAGCCUCUCGCAGUCGCUGGCAACGAACCAGAAACCUCCCCAAGGUGCCUCAGAGGGACCCCGGAAAGACGGGGCCAUAUCGGAAGACACCAAAGCAGCUCUGAAAGCAGCUUUAUUCCGGAAUAAAGCCAGGGGUGAUGGAAGUGUCGCCGCAUUGGGGACAGAGGUGGCCACCGGGGGAGGAGGAACGUCGUCAGCCGUUUGCAAUCCAGAGGCCCGGCGCCCCGUGACUGCUCAGGAGCGGCAGCGAGAGCGCGAGGAGAAGAGGAGGAAGAGGCAAGAACGAGCCAGGGAGAGGGAGAAGAAACUAAAAGAGAAGGAGAGACGAGAGGGAAGGCGCGGGGACUCGCUGGGCGGGGUCCUGCUGAGCGAUAACGACAAGAGUCUCUUGCAGCGCUGGACUAAGAUGAUGGACAGCCGCAAUGACAAAUCCCACACGUGGAGUAGUGACGGAGGGAAGAAUAAAGACGUGAAUGCCGUUGCAGGCGAGAACGCUCAAGGAUCGCCCAGCAACAAAGCCGAAAAGGAAACGACAACGUUUCCGUCUCACGAGCAGCUAAUCUCGCAAUUCCGAGCCAGUCAGUCCGGUUUGCUGCAGCCAGCCGGCAAAAACCAGCAAUUAGUUUUUUCAAUGAGCCAGAAGAAACCGGUCGAUAUCGUCCUCGCCGUAAGCGGCUGCGUGGACCUGAUGGCCGUCACCGGUGGCUUUGUGAAGAACCACACUCUCAAACCUCAAGACGAGAACGCCGGCCCGAGCGGGUUCAACUGCUUCGCUAAUUGGGGCGGACAGCAAUUAGAGCCCCGGCCGUCACAACAUGCAAAAUCGCACAGGACGCCGCCGCAGCAGAACUUUCUCCCGACGCAAAGUCAAGCCUUAGCCGACUCUCAAGCGCAGCUGCUCCCACUGGAGACUUUCUUGACCAAAGGCCCGACGGCCACACUGAGCGCCAACGGGGAAAUCGCCAGCCGCAAUCACCUCAACCAUCACGUCACGCCUUCGACGGCUGGCGCUGGACCCGUGGAGAAGCUGUGCUCCUCCGGUGGGGACAAACUGGGGCCACAGGCCUCCAACCCCAUCUGCGGGGCUUUAGGGGUCCCCUCGCAGGCGCAUCCCAGUUUGGGGUUCACCGUUUCGGCGGAACAGGUCCCCUCGGUCGCCCCUGACAUCCACACAGUAACACUCCAGCUCUCCAAGUCUCAGGUUGAGGACGUGUUACCCCCGGUGUUCUCGGUCACCCCGAAAGGCAGCGGAGCGGGUUAUGGCGUGGGCUUCGACCUGGACGAUCUUCUCACCCAGUCGCUCACAGAGCUGCAACACUGCGAGCGAGACAGUUACGACUCUGGUCCGCUCUCCGCCUCGCUCUUGUCCGAUUGGAGCGAAGUUCACCGAAUGACUCCGGCCGAUCUAGAAUCUCUGCAGCAGGAGCUCCAGUUGGGCUCUCCCAUGAUCCUCUCUGAUUCUAUUCCACCCGACGCCUGACGCAAUGCUCGCGUUUGUUUGAAUGUAGACAUUUCCUGAUUGAAUUUCAAAGUAGCUUUAGUUUUGUGUUCUGUAUUACUUAGUUUAUUUCUACGUUGGUCUACUAGACCUGAAAACACAAAAUCAACUGUCAGCCUGUGAAUGUUAAUGACUGAUUAAAAUGUAAGUUUUCUAUU
Messenger RNA from Syngnathus acus (greater pipefish), 3703 nucleotides. RefSeq names its product mitogen-activated protein kinase 7 (gene mapk7). Gene Ontology annotation, molecular function: ATP binding; MAP kinase activity. The transcript is spliced from 7 exons. The record is from RefSeq and is a predicted model, not a curated record. NCBI's taxonomy places the organism in Eukaryota, Metazoa, Chordata, Actinopteri, Syngnathiformes, Syngnathidae. Gene Ontology annotation, cellular component: cytoplasm; nucleus. Gene Ontology annotation, biological process: protein phosphorylation; cell surface receptor signaling pathway; intracellular signal transduction. Bases 339 to 3527 code for a protein of 1062 amino acids.